AUGACAACUUUAAGUUUGUCUUCACUUUAAUAAUAAAGAUUGAAUAAAAAUUAAGAAUUAAGAAAGAUAAUUAAAAAAGUUGGGAUGGCUCAAAAAUUUAUAAAUUAACUUCAAAAUUAUGCAUAUCAAUUAAAGAACUAAAGAUCUAAAUAUUAAUAUCGUAAGAGAGGUUUACUUCCAUUUUUCCCUGAUGAUAUAAUUUAUAUAGUUUGGGGAUUGGGAAUAAAUUUAUGUACUGAUUUAGCUGCCAUAUUAUAUCCUAUAGAGGUUGCCUUUGAAUAUGAAGUAUAUUAUUAAAGCUAUAAUAGAGGGAGUUGGCCAUCAAUUAACAUUUAUAUUAUAGAUAAUCUUUUGGAUUGAUUUGUUGAUGAAUUUUAUUAUUUGCCAUAUUAAUAAGCAAUUAGAUUUAUUGCAUAAUAUGAAGGAUAUAGCUAAUUAUUAUUUAACUACUUGGUUUAUAAUUGAUUUAUUAUCAGUUUUACCUGAUUUCGGUUUAGAAGGUUUGAAACCAAUAAAAUUAUUAAGGUUGUUAAGAUUCUUUUUCUAUGAAAGAAGGGUUGAAUAUAAUUAAUCUAUAGAAUUAUUAAGAAAAUAAUAAUCUUUAAGAGAUGAAUUAAUAGUAAGAGAUGAAUACAAUAUAGAUUUAAGAAUAAAAAAAUUAAUGAAAAUCUUUUUAGAAAUGAUUAUAUUGAAUCAUUUAUUUGCUUGUUUAUGGAUAUGGAUAUGUAAAUUUAAUGUUAAUUAAAAUUGGAUGGAACGUUCAGAUAUAAAAUAUGCUAAUGAUUACACUAAAUUGAUAUAUGCAUUCUUUUGGGCUUAUUAAACAAUUACAGUUAUUGGAUAUGGUGAUCUUGAAGCUCAUAAUUUUGAUGAAUAUUUACUUAGUGUAAUUUGGAUGUUAAUUGGUGUUGGUUAUUAUUCUUUUACUAUUGGUAAUAUUACUUUUAUAUUAAUUUAAUCAAAUCCUAAUUAAGAAUUUGAUGAUUAAUUAUUAAAUUUAGAAGAUGUUACUAUAAAUAUGCCUGAAAAUAUUUAAAAUGAUUGGAUUAGAUUUACAAAAUAUAAUAUUUAAAGAAAUCCUUUUUGGGCAGAAGAUUCAAAAAGAAUUAUUUCAGAAUUACCACAUUAAUUAAUUUUGUAUACUGUAGCUGCAGUUCAUAAAGAUAUUUUAAGGAUUAUUCCUUUUAUGUCAAAUGAUAUUAAUUUCUCAGGAUCUAUUCUACCUCAUAGUACUUUAGUUUGUUAUUAAAAAUAUGAAACUAUAUAUCAUAUUGGUUAAAGUGCAAAUGAUUUCUUCUUUCUUAUUAAAGGAGACAUUAGAUUAUGUGAUAAUUAUGGCGAAACAUUAGUUAGAGUUAUGGAAGGUACUUGUUUUGGAGAAAUCGAAUGUAUUGAAAAUAGUUUAAGACGUUGGAGUGCUCAUGCUAUUGAAGAAAGUGUUGUUUUAAUGUGUUCAUCUAAUUAUUUUUCUUAAUUUCUUGAAAAAGAGUCACCUUAGUUUUUUGAGUUGUAAUAGAUGUAUAAAAGAAGGAAGAUACUUAUAAUAGAAUAAGCUAGAAUUAAAAGAUGUAAUCAAAUCUUGAUAUAUUUUAGAAAGACAAUCAAAAUUAAAGAGAGGAUCUGCAAUUAAUGAUUUUCAUCAAUCGAAUAACAAAAGAGAAUCUUCUUAAAAUCUAUAAGAAUUACGAUUUAAAAUUGAUUUACGAGAGUAUUCAAGUGUUUAAUAAGAUUUAAUGCUUUAAAUUGUAGGAUAAAAAUAAGCUAGAAAUAAAAUUAUUAGAGAGAAGUUUAUAAAUGUAUAUAAGCAUAUUAAUAAAGGCCAUAAAUAAAAUUAGAUAUUAUGUUUAAAGAUCAUCAAAAAUAAAGAGAAUUUCAAUACAUGAUCCAGAUUAUAAAAUUAUUCGUAAUUUGAUAAAUAAUAGGAUAAAGGAUUGUGCUUGGGAAAAAUUAAUAUAGAAAAAAGUUGGUUAAAAAUUAUUGAAGAAUUUUGAAAAGGUUCGUGAGGAUGAAAACUUGAUCAAGGCUUUUUUAUAAAAGAGUAAAUAGGAAUCAAAUGAAAGGCUUUCUAGAAAAAAAUUAAUUCAUAUUAUAAGAAAUAUUCUAAAAUUUCAUAAGAAGGAACAUUAAGGUAUUAAUAAGAUUGAUAUAUUUUACAACAAAUUUCAUUAACUAAUUUAUGAAAAUGCUAAGAAUGAAAAAUAAGAGGAAAGAAAGAAAUAAAAAUAGAAACUUGAAAGUAUUAAAAGAUGUGGAGCAUUAGAAGAUUAGAUGAAAAAUUUAAGUUCAAAUUUAAAAAAAUUAGUUAAUUUAUAAACAUCUUUAUCAAUGUCUAUAUUCGAAAUCAACUAAUAAGAAUAUGAUAUUGAUUGUUUGAUAGCAGACAUAAAAAAAACAUUAUUGUAAGCUAAAAUUGGAGAUUGA
Messenger RNA from Paramecium primaurelia, 2421 nucleotides. The record is from the annotation of a GenBank genome assembly. Lineage: Eukaryota; Ciliophora; Oligohymenophorea; Peniculida; Parameciidae.